Molecule: messenger RNA, 1959 nt
Organism: Caenorhabditis angaria
Lineage: Eukaryota; Metazoa; Nematoda; Chromadorea; Rhabditida; Rhabditidae
Source: the annotation of a GenBank genome assembly
AUGAAAUAUAUCAUCAUUUUUUCGCUAUUUUGUCUGGCAAAAUUUGCAACUUCAAUUUGUCCUGCUGAAACUAUCGUAAUUGAAAAAUCCUAUCUUCUAACUUCUCAAAAUAUUUCAUCGCAAUGCACUUUGAAAUUUAAAGUCGGCCAAUUUUCACGAACUGAAAUUUUGGCGAGUUGGAAUUUGACGGGAUCAAACAAAAUCACAGUUCGACAAAAUUAUGCGUAUGGAUCAAAAAUUAUUGAGUGAGUUAUGACGUGGCAUUUUUUUGUGUUUGAAAAGUAUGAUAACCAGUUGAUCAGCUUAAGUGAAGGGGUCUCUUCAAUGCAACUCCGGCGUUUUUCACUAAAAAAGUCAAAAUUCCAAAUGUUUUAAAGAAAACCAAUCAAUCUCAAUUCUCUAAUGAAAUACUGUAGAACAGAACUAAUAAAAAGUAUUUUUUACUCAUAUGAAACCCUAUUAAAUAAAACUAAUUUUUUUUUCAGAAUUUCAAACAUCACAAGAACAGGUCAAGUUUGGAGUCUUCCUCCAACAAACUUUGACGUCGAUGUCCAAAUUCAAAAUCCCAGCAAAAACGAGCAAUUUUUCAUUAUUUUCACAUCUCUUGACUGUAAGCACUUUUUUUCGCCUGAAUAUUCGAGUUAUUUGAUUUCAGACACACCGUAUAUCAAUGCUGGAAAUUUCGAAGUUGACAAUAUUUUUGGUACCAUUAUUGAUAGUACAAAUUUCGCUGGAAAUUCGACUUUUUCAAGAAAAUCAACUGAAAAUUUGGACAAAGUUUCGAUUCGAGUUGUGACUUUUAGCGACGUUUUGACAAACUUUGUAAUGGAUAAAGUUCUGAUUUUUGAGGGAGAUGCUUUUCUGGGAACGUGAGUUUUGAAACAAAAUUUUGCCACGUUGCUGUUAGUCAAAUUUUUUGGAUUUACGAAGCCAAUUUUAUUUUCAAUAAAACUGAAAAUUUUCAGCCUCUACGACGUCCUUAAAUCUGAAUCUACCUGCUACGCAACAAAUAUGAAAAUUGUGAAUACAAAUCAUGGACUUACUGGAAUUUACUCGAUCUUGAUCUCCAGUUCUUAUAAUUUCCAACAAUCUGAAAUUAUAGCUUUGGCUCAUCCUUAUGGUGAUAAUUUGGAAUUAUCAGCCACAAAUGGAUUGACAGUUUUUCAUGAUAUUACAAGUCCAGUUGUUGGAGGAAUUAUUCCGAUGCUUGUAAAUGAUUAUGAGUUUGUGAGUUUUUUUUUUAAAUCUCUCCUUGAGAUAUUAUGUGUCUAGGAGCCGUCUAUCGUACCACUAUUUAAAAAUUAGUUUUUUUUUUUAAAUCAGACACUUAUCAUAACUUUUUCACCAAAAAAUUUCACAGCCCAAUUUUUCCAGCGCGGCGAUGGAUUCCUCCAAAUUUUUGCCGGUUGCAUAAACCAAAACAUGGAAAAUCUUCGACUCGCAACAAUCAGCGCCUCAACAUCAAAAAAUUACAAAAACCUUCAAGUUUAUAGCAGAUGUCGAACUUUUGUGUUAUCAGAAGGAAAAGUAACACUUUCAAAACAAGAAUCAUCUCCCACAAACUUCAAAUAUCCUCUGUGGACAAACGGUGUAAUUAUGAAUCCAGAGUAUCCCUUAUCAAAUUCAAGAAAAGAUCCAUACACCAUGAAAUUUUUAAUUCAAGCUCCUGAUUCGAAUACAAAUAUUGGUGUGACUUAUGACAUUGUAUAUAUUGCACCAAAUGUUCAGGUUGAAAUUGAGCAAGAUAUUCAAGCAUCAAAAAAUGCAGUUUAUGAUUAUUCAAGUGCGAAUACUCCAGUUAUUACACAAUAUUCACCAAGUUAUCAACAAAUGAUUACAAUUAAUGUGCCUGCGAAUUCAACGGGAGCUUUUAUUCGUUUUCAAGUUAUUGCAAGUUCAGCAACUCUAUCUGUUUUCUUGAUUUUUGCUUUUUCACUAUUAACUUGGCUGCUUUUAUAA